Encephalitozoon hellem ATCC 50504 is the source of this 219-nucleotide messenger RNA. RefSeq lists its product as uncharacterized. Lineage: Eukaryota; Fungi; Microsporidia; Unikaryonidae. Bases 1 to 219 code for a protein of 72 amino acids. The transcript has a single exon. The record is from RefSeq and is a predicted model, not a curated record.
AUGGCUAGGAAACAACCAAGGAGAAAACUAUCAGAAAUAACAAACAUACAGACAAUAAGAACACUUAAGAAGUGCGACGAGCCAGAAGUGUGCAUCAUCCAUCCAGAAGAGUCCAUUGCCGACCUGGAUGUUGUUGACAUUCCAUUGGAAGACGGAGUAUUUGGAGAUUAUCAGGUAGAAUGUCCAAGGGAGUUUAAUCUAUACAGCUCUCAUUUCUAG